Tremella mesenterica DSM 1558 is the source of this 1368-nucleotide messenger RNA. RefSeq lists its product as uncharacterized. NCBI's taxonomy places the organism in Eukaryota, Fungi, Basidiomycota, Tremellomycetes, Tremellales, Tremellaceae. Bases 1 to 915 code for a protein of 304 amino acids. The record is from RefSeq and is a predicted model, not a curated record. The transcript has 2 exons.
AUGUACACAUCAAAUUCUUUUUUACUCCUUCUCUUACCCCUCGUCGCGGCAUUCGCAGAUCCAGCUUUACACAAAGCAGCAAGAUCUAGAUCUAGACAUCUCCCAGCGAAUCCAUUACAAAUCCGUCAUAAUGUCAAAGCGCGACAUGACGAACUCGAACAUGUUUCCCCAAGAAUAUCAAAGAGGGAUUCUUAUAAUGGUCGAGCUACAUUCUACGAUGUCGGUUUAGGAGCUUGUGGUUGGUGGAACGUAGCUUCGGAUUACAUCGUUGCACAGAAUUCCGAUCAAUUCGGAUCUUCUUAUCCUUCACCUAAUUGUGGGAAAUCUAUCACUAUUUCUUAUGGUGGGAAAACGGCUGUAGCUCAAAUCGCGGAUGAAUGUCCUACUUGUCCUUAUGGAGGUUUGGAUAUGAGUAGAUCUUUGUUUGAUCAUUUUGCUUCCGAAGAUGUAGGAACUUUUCAAAUGACUUGGUGGUAUAACGAUGGUUCUUCUUCACCAACAACGACCACCACCACUACUCAAUACACUCCAACAUCCACUUACACACCACCGACAUCAACAUACGUAGCACCAACAAGUACUUACACUCCACCUCCAUCGACAUCUACAACUACCACCGAUACCUCUACUUCCGUACCUACAUCCACAUCCAUUUCAACAUCUAUCUCUAUCACCGCUUCCACUUCCGCGUCAAUAUCCGCUAGUGAAAGUAUAAGCGCUUCGGCGAGUCCUAGUCUUAUUCCUGUGGCUGCGAUGCAGAACAGUACAGUACCCAUCACUUCGAAUUCUACUGAAGUAGGUGAUGUGGGUGAUGUAGAGGAUCAUCAAGUUCAGAUGCAAUUAGGGAAUUUGGUUUUGAUGAGUCAAGCAGUGGCCACGUUAGGUCAAGUGGUCGUUGCUGCUGCGUCCAGUUGAGGAUAGUCUUCGUUCAGUUGGAUCUCGUAUAUUCAUGGAGAUUUCUUCAUUGGAGAUCUUGCUCUUUUGCUUCAUUUGACACUCCUUCUUAUUGCCAUAACAAGUGAAUUGUACGGGAUGAAUGAAAUUUGGAAAGGAAAGAGUGAAGGAAGAUAAAUGGGAUGGAUGAGAAGGAGAAAGUGGUCAAAGGAAGUGAACGGGGGAUGGUGGAGCGUGGCUCAAUUGGUCUGGUAGCAUGGACGAUAAACACUUUCUUUCAAUGAAGGACAUUUUGACAUUUUGACACGUUAUUUACAUUUUGGGCUUUGGGUAGUAUCUAUCAAUUCUUUUUGUAUCAUAGUCACCCACUGUCCCAUGAACAAUUUUGCACUUGAAACCACUUAUCUUCCUACUCUGAUAAUCAUGAAGAGAACGGAGUAUAUGUCCAAAAUGCAUCGUUGUUAUCAUGCUUUC